AAAAUCAUGACAUAGCGCUUGUUGGCGUGAUGAGUUGAUUUCUGGAGGUUUGAUAGUUUGAUUUGAUUCACCAAAUCUCCAAAUAAUCGAUGCCAUUAAUUCGAUUUUAUAUUGUUAAUAGGGAAUCUAAAAGUUGCCUUUGAAGUUAUAUUGUAAUAUUUCCAAGCAAGAUGCCGCCACGCGUUGAUGACGUAAUGAAACUGUGUUGUGAGCUGUCCGCAAAUCAGCAAGUGAAAACAGCAGUAAAGCAGUCUGGAAAAGGAGCAGCGGCCGCUGGUGGUUUGGCUUUUGCAGGAGGCCUAAUAGGUGGUCCAUUGGGAAUUGCAGUGGGUGGGGCUGUUGGUGGACUGCUUGGAUGCUGGAUGACUAGCGGACAGUUUAAACCUCUACCUCAGGUUAUCAUGGAACUGACACCUGACCAGCAGCGCAGACUCUAUGAGGAUGUUGUAACCAUUUUAGGCUCAAUAACAUGGACUGAUAUUGCACAGCUGACUGCUCUUGUAAUGGGAAAUGCCACAUUACAGCAACAAGUGACCGCUGCUCUUCUGGGCUAUAUACAAAAGGAACUUCAAGCUGAAGUGCAUUAUGUAGACUGAUGUAACCUUAUUUUUAAUGAGAAACAACAUUUCAAACCUUAUAAUCAUGUGUCAUACAGGUUGUUUGAUUGGAUGCUUGAGUACUGUAGUUGAAACUGGAAUACAACAUAUUAAUACUGUGGUACUGUAUAAAAAUGUUUUUAACUUUAUAUGGUACAUUUGAAUCUGUGAAAUCUUGUUUCCUCCACAGGAUAAAAAAGGUAAUUGUGAGUUGUUGUUUUUUUUCAUCUUACAAUUAUGACUGUUCUUCUCGCAAUUCAGAGUUUAUGUCUGACAAUUCUGACUCUUUUCUUGCAUUUAAAAAAAAAAAGAAAAAAAAGUCAGAAUUAUUCCAUGGCAGAAACAAAAAAUAGAAUUGCGAGAUGUAAACUCAGAAUUCUGCAGGAAAAAAAACAGUUGUGUGAGAAAAAUAAUGUGACUUAAUCGCACAAUUCAGAUUUUUUUUCCUCGCAAUUUUGAGAGAAAAAUCUGUUAUUUCAUGAUGGGAAAAGAAAAAAAAACAGAAUUGUGAGAAUUCUAAGGGGAAAAAAGUCUGAUUGUGACUUGUGAAAAUCUGAAUUGAGAGAGAAAAAGUCACAAUUACUUUUUACCUUUUUUUCCCCCAUCUUUGCAAUAAUAUCCUGACAUAAUGUGCAGCUUGUUUUCAGAACAAUUAGGAAGAUUGUACAUUGUAGAAUAUGUGAAUGAUAUUGUUGAAUGCCUUUCAACAAAAAAAUAUUUAAUUAAACUUUUUUUGGUG
This is a messenger RNA of Onychostoma macrolepis, 1335 nucleotides long. Its product is annotated as protein C19orf12 homolog. The coding region runs from base 171 to 596 and encodes 141 amino acids. Lineage: Eukaryota; Metazoa; Chordata; Actinopteri; Cypriniformes; Cyprinidae. The record is from RefSeq and is a predicted model, not a curated record. The transcript is spliced from 3 exons.